GAGCCUUUCCCAUGGAGACGACUACCACGAGAGCUGCAGAUAAAAGUCCUUCAGGAGCUCGUCAGAGGUGAUCUAGACAGAUGCCAGUUAGUGAACAGGGAUAUGUUCAAGCUUGUUCAAAACCAAUGGGCGCUUCUUGAAAAGACGAUCUAUCAACACUUUGAUGAUCAAAAUGGUGCGUUACAUGAAAUAUUCGAUCAUUCAAUAGAAAUCAGCUAUCAACAGAUCACCGGUAAGGCGGUUGAGUUGUACGCAAAAUGUUCCGGAGAAAGCUGGUCUGUGUUGUCGGCACGUUUGAAGUCUCGUUUUCUGCAGAGACUUUCGUCAUGUCUGCUUGAUGCGGGCUGUCGAGUAUAUCAGUUGUCGAUAACUCGUUCCUCUACGGAAUCAUCUUCGCCUUCUGUUCUUCUUCAGUUCCUUCACGACGUCAAUCCAGCAGCCAUCUACAUUGACGGAAUUCACUCCUGGAAUAGCUUUAGCCAGGAAAUUCUUCAGUUUAUCGUAACAAGAGAACACCUCCACAUACCCUGUUUCCAAAAUUAUCCCAUCCCGAUAGACGACAAUAUUCUCGCUCAGCUCACCGCUCCUUUCUUCUUCAUCGGCGUUCCCAACAUGAUCACGCUCGAUGGUUUGCGCUCAUUUGUCGAGAGUCUGGCUAGCGGAGAGAAAAAGGUGGAAUACGGUACAAUUCACACGGAUUUCUUCAUAAAUGAUGCAUUAGUUCCCAGUGCUCCGAAUAUUGUGAAAGUAAUAACGGGAGGUUUUUGUAUUGGCCUAGCCACUGAGAGGCCGACCACGAUGAGAUGA
Messenger RNA from Ostertagia ostertagi, 807 nucleotides. Lineage: Eukaryota; Metazoa; Nematoda; Chromadorea; Rhabditida; Trichostrongylidae. The record is from the annotation of a GenBank genome assembly.